Trichomycterus rosablanca is the source of this 4858-nucleotide messenger RNA. It is a transcript of the gene rev1, whose product is annotated as REV1 DNA directed polymerase. The transcript has 22 exons. Gene Ontology annotation, biological process: error-free translesion synthesis; error-prone translesion synthesis. Gene Ontology annotation, cellular component: nucleus. Lineage: Eukaryota; Metazoa; Chordata; Actinopteri; Siluriformes; Trichomycteridae. The record is from RefSeq and is a predicted model, not a curated record. Gene Ontology annotation, molecular function: DNA-directed DNA polymerase activity; damaged DNA binding; deoxycytidyl transferase activity. The coding region runs from base 250 to 3948 and encodes 1232 amino acids.
CUGGUUGAAGAGCCACACUGGUGGAGUGGUGAACUCUGGCGUGCAAUGGAGACAGGGGCCGGUACACUGAGCGGAAUCAGGCUGCAACAACGGGAGCAUGUCGCCCAUACCAAUACACGCCGUCUGCAUUAUUAUGUUAGCGUUGUUUAAAACACACAUAGACGAGUGAGUCGACGCAGCUGGUCAGUGCAAACAACAGCGUGUUGUGGACAAAUUAACAGAGUGGAAAGCAGCAUUAGGUUCCUCAGUAUGAGUCGAGAUGGAUGGAGGAAGAAAGCUAGUGAAGAUGAUGGCUGGGGAGAAAGGGGGGGCUACAUGGCUGCUAAGGUGUCUAAGCUGGAGGAGCAGUUUAUGAGGGAUGCUCCCAGAGAGAAGGACAAACAGGGGACCUCCUCCAGCAUCUUCAGUGGAGUGGCUAUCUAUGUUAAUGGAUACACAGAUCCCAGUGCAGAUGAAUUACGCAAACUAAUGAUGUUACACGGAGGGCAGUUUCAUGUCUAUUACUCUCGCAGCAAAACUACACACAUUAUUGCCACCAACCUGCCCACUGUCAAAAUACGAGAACUAAAGGGGGAAAAAGUAGUAAGGCCAGAGUGGAUCACUGACAGCAUAAAAGCAGGAAGACAACUAUCAUACCUGCAAUAUCAGCUUUAUGCAAAGCAAAAGGGUUUAAACUUCACUAGUGUGAAACCUCUGCAGGCCCAGAAAGCACCUUGGUCUGGCGAAAGUUUACUUCAACCCAACGUUAACCUACCACAACCAAAAAACCUCCACACUUCCUCUAACCCAGCUGUCAGUGUUGCUCAGCCAGGGCCCUCUACCCAUACAGAGAAAAAACAUCACCAUCUAGACAACAAACUGAAUGGCAAAAUUAAUGGAAUCCAUGAAAGUGAUGAAAAUUUUACUGGAACAUCACUCAAAGAGUCAAAGGACUAUCCUCAUACCAAUGGUCAUAUUCAUCCUUUAAACGGUGCCUUAAAACGUCCAGACUCUGUUACUGGUUUAAAACAGACAGCCCAAGAAUGGGAGUUUAAGUGUCCACAGUCAGACACAAAUGAAACCGGGAAAUACAACCCACCUACUUCUUGUUCUGUAUCUAACUGUACAACGUCCAUAGCCGGCACCUCGGAGCAGCUUAGUCCCCAAAGCAUCACUCAUAAUGAAAAGAUCUCUGAUACAUCCAUACAAUCAGCAACAAUAUCAGCUGUUAAUGAAAAAGCAGUCAAUCCAGAAAGAUCGGCCCACCAUAAUCAGACUAGCCAAGUAAGACUGAAUGGGAGUCACCAUCUUCCAUCUAACUCUAUUCUAAAUGACUCUAGUAACCCAGCAGGCAAACCAUCACACCAAGGUUCAGACACUGGGAUUAUUUCUGACUUUUUUUCUCACUCACGGUUUCACCAUAUAUCUACAUGGCGGAACGAGUUUUCAGAGUAUGUGAACACCCUACAGAAUCAGCGGCGAACAGCUGGAAAUACUGUGUUCUCCGGUAAAGAAAAACUAAAGAAGCUUUCAGCAGAUAAAGGUUCCUUGUUUAUGCCUGCUCCUCAGGUACGACAGUCUUGUAUCAUGCAUGUUGACAUGGACUGUUUCUUUGUGUCGGUGGGGAUUAGACCUCGUCCUGAACUUCAAGGAAAACCAGUGGCUGUGACGAGUAAUCGUGGACGUGCUGUUGUUCCUCAGAGGCCUGGUGCAAACGCUAAACUGGAAUUUCAGUACUACCAGAAAAAGUGGAACCAGCACAAAGCAGGUGUGACGGGUGAGGACCUUGAGAUAAACUCCUCUCCUGAGAGUGAAGAGACCUACAGUAAUGGAACAGUGUAUGACCAUGCUGCUCUUUCUAUGGCAGAAAUUGCCUCUUGCAGCUAUGAAGCCAGGCAAGCUGGUGUGAAGAAUGGCAUGUUUUUCGGCCAGGCUAAGCAGCUAUGUCCUGAUCUGAUAUCAGUUCCCUAUGACUUUCAUGCAUAUAAAGAGGUGGCGCUGGCUAUGUAUGAGACUCUGGCCAGUUAUACUUACAACAUUGAGGCUUUAAGUUGUGAUGAGGCCUUGGUGAAUGCCACAGCUCUUCUGACAGAGCUUGGGGUUACACCUGAUGAGCUGGCAACCGCCAUCCGUGCUGACGUGAGGGAGAAGACUGGCUGUUCUGCCUCUAUUGGGAUGGGGUCUAACAUUCUCCUGGCCAGGAUGGCAACCCGAAAGGCAAAACCAAAUGGCCAGUAUUUUCUCAGACCAGAGGAUGUAGAUGAUUUCAUCAGAGAUCAGCCUGUCACUAGUCUACCUGGUGUGGGUCGCUCUAUAAGCAGUAAGCUUGCUUCACUAUGUGUGAGUACUUGUGGAGACCUGCAGCAGUUGUCCAUAGUGCGUUUGCAGAAGAAGUUUGGCCUGCGAACAGGGCAGACACUUUUCCGUUUCUGCAGAGGGCUGGAUGACAGACCUGUACGCAGUGAGAAAGAAAGGAAGUCUGUGUCUGCAGAGAUGAACUACAACAUUCGUUUCACACAGGUGGAGGAGGCUGAGACAUUUCUGACUGGCCUGUCCAUGGAGGUUCAAAAGAGGCUGCAGAGGGCAGGUUUAAAAGGUCGGCGAGUUACCCUAAAAGUAAUGAUGCGCAAAGCAGGUGCACCGGUGGAGCCAGCCAAAUUUGGAGGACAUGGGAUCUGUGACAAUUUUGCCAGGUCUGUGUUGUUACCUUAUGCCACAGACAGUGGGCAGCUUAUAGCAUCUGAGGUCAUUAAGCUUUUUCGUGCUAUGAAGCUGGCUUUUGCAGACAUGAGAGGAGUGGGACUGCAGGUGCAGCUGCUGGAGAGCUCACACUCGGACACUAGCAGAUCUCACUCUAUCAAAGAUUUGCUCACAAGUGGACGGUCUGCGCACAGCCAUGGCAAAGAUGUUCAAAGAACAUAUAAUUUGUCUAACAUGUCUUUCAAUAAAAAGGAGAUUCCCUGUCCUGCAACGCCACAAAAUACUUCACUACCUGUGUUAAGUAAUGGGGAACCUUCUCACAUGCACUCUUCCAGCCAUUGUCGAACACGUCUCAACCUCAGCAUAGAGGUGCCGUCUCCCUCUCAGGUGGAUCGCUCUGUGCUAGAGGCUUUACCUGCAGAUCUGCGAGAGCAGGUGGAGCAAGCAUGGAAUGACAAAGAAGAGAAACCAAGUACCUCAUUUUCCCAAUCUACACCACUACAAACAGAUUUCAGUGCUCCGUCUGUGCUGCUACAUCUUUCCGGACAGCCUGGCCAAGCUGGUAGCACAGGCAUCGUACUGGAGCUUCCUGACUUCUCCCAGGUCGAUCCAGACGUUUUUGCAGCAUUGCCUAGGGAACUACAAGAGGAGCUGCGCUCUGCAUACAGAAACAGGGAAAAUACUCCGGCUCCAGCAGUGGUGCAGAGAAACCCUCUCCUUCAACUAAAACAGGCUGCAGUGGGCAGGACAAAGCGGCGCUACAAGAAAAAAAAUGCCAGUCCUCUAAAAAAAGGUGCUAGUCCAUUAAAGAGACUUGUACCAGAAAACAGUCCUGCAAAAUCCAGUCCCUCCAAAACCCUCUCAUUCUCACCUAAAUGCACAGAAAUCCCACCUGACCUCAAGAUUGAAAAUAAACCUUCUACAUCCUCUAUGAACCAUCAAGUGCCAGCAUUGCCAUCCAAAUGCUUUUCUCGACCUGUCCCAGCCCUGGCAGGAGCUUGUGAACUUGUUGAUGUCAGAGCCCUGCUGAGGGAGUGGGUUACUACCAUCUCAGAGCCUAUGGAGGAGGACAUUUUGCAGGUGGUAAAAUAUUGCACAGAACUAGUGGAGGACAAAGACCUAGAGAAACUUGACCUGGUCAUCAAAUACAUGAAGAGGAUAAUGCAGCAGUCCGAGGAAUCUGUGUGGAGCAUGGCCUUUGACUUCAUCUUGGACAAUGUGCAGGUUGUGGUACAACAGACUUAUGGCAGCACCCUAAAAAUCACAUAGAAGCUUUUGUGAAGCGCUUUCUUGCUUCCGUCACUGUGAUGUCACCUGAACCCUGCCAUCUCUUCAGAAGAUUACAGAUACAGGUCAUGCUUUAAUAAUGGCUGGUGCUACUACCUACCUGUUACUUGUCCUUUUAAACCAAGCGUUCCUCAAAGCACCCAUAAUGGGUAUAGUCAGCGUGUAUACUUUGUAGCUGGGCUCAAACGCCUGCAUCUUUAACACCAACUUGCAUUGUAACCUCAACAUACAAUUUUGUAGCAUCAAAACAAUUUUCUUAGGAUAUCAUGAUGUACUAUUCGAAUGUUUCCCUUACUGACUACUCUGACCUUUUUUGGUCCACAAUAGAAGUGCCAUGUUGACCCAAUAAAUGUAUGGCAAACACAGUAGCACAGUAAGAAGUUACUCAGAACUUUUUAUCUGUAAGUCAGGCCUAAGCUGUAAUAGAACCUGAAAAUAGCAUUUUAUAUGUAACUUAAGUGCCAGAUUUUGUAUGUAUAUUAUGUAAAAUUCCUGUAAAUUACAACAUUUCUAAUUAUUUUAUUUGCAUGUACAUAAUGUUUAUAAUGUUUUGUUGUGAGUGUGAGAAAGAGAUUAAGAAUUAUACAAUUGUAAUUAAACAUUUGCCAAAGUCCUCAAUAUUCAAACCAUUUAUCAUGUGUAAGACCUUUAACCAGCAUUGUUUUAUGGAUAGCCAAUAAAGGCUUGUGUCAUUAGUGUCCAUAAAGUUCAUAAUUAUGCAGUUAAAAAGAUGCUCAUGAUGAACCUUUUUUUCACUCAGCUAUGUGUUUGUUAAUGGAAGGCCAGCUAAAUCUGUUUGACAUGACUGACCUGUGCCUGAAGACCUGAAGCUGUGACAUCAUUUGUACGUUUUUUUUAAACUUGUUAAUAAAUUUGAAUAUCUUAUUCUCAA